AUGUCGUAUUAUCCUCCUCCAGGGCCGCCCCAGUACGGCGGGUAUCCGCCGCAACAGUAUCCGCCGUCGAACAACUACGGUGCUCCUCCGCCACAAGCCUACCCGCCCCAGCAGAACUAUGGUGGUUACCCUGGCCAGGGCCAGCAACACCACUAUCAGCAGCAGCAGCAGCACUCUUCUCCCAACACCGGAUACGGCUAUCACACUCCCUCGCCGCAGCCGCCGUACAAUGGCGGCGGUGGAUACGAUCGACCUCCCCCGCCGCCGGCUGGAUACGGCGUUCCUCCUCCAUCGCAUUCACCUCAUCCGUCACACGGUGCCGGGUAUGGACGGCAAGCUCCUGCACCACCCGGAUACGGCCACCCAGCACCUCCACCCACCGGAGGCGUUUCUUUCGGCCAUGGCGCGCCCCAAGGAUACCAAUUUCAAUACUCCAAGUGUACCGGUCGGAGAAAGGCUUUGAUGAUCGGAAUCAACUACUUUGGCCAGAAGGGCCAGCUGCGCGGGUGCAUUAACGAUGUCAAGAACAUGUCUUCGUACUUGAACCAGGCCUUUGGCUACGCCCGAGAAGAUAUGGUGCUUCUCACCGAUGACCAACAGAACCCGAUGAGUCAGCCGACAAAGGCCAAUAUUCUCCGAGCUAUGCACUGGCUGGUGAAAGAUGCAGAGCCGAAUGACUCUUUGUUCUUCCACUAUUCUGGGCACGGUGGUCAAACUCCCGAUCAGGAUGGAGACGAAGAUGAUGGGUAUGACGAAGUCAUUUUCCCCGUUGAUUUCCGAUCGGCCGGACACAUCGUGGACGAUGAAAUGCAUCGUAUCAUGGUCAGACCCCUCCGACCCGGUGUUCGACUGACGGCUAUUUUCGAUUCCUGCCACUCCGGCUCCGCAUUGGAUCUUCCAUACAUCUACUCCACCCAAGGUGUGCUCAAGGAGCCCAACCUGGCCAAGGAAGCCGGUGCCGGUUUGCUUGGUGUUGUCUCGGCAUACGCGCGUGGAGAUAUGGGAGGCAUGAUGUCUACUGCAAUGGGCCUCAUCAAGAAGGUCGGCAAGGGCGACGAAGCCUACGAACGCACACGACAGACCAAGACCAGUCCCGCCGAUGUCAUCAUGUGGUCUGGCAGCAAGGACGAGCAAACUAGUCAAGACGCAACCAUCAACGGCCAAGCCACCGGCGCCAUGUCGUGGGCUUUUAUCAACGCUCUUAAGAAGAAUCCUCAGCAGAGCUACGUCCAGUUGCUGAACAGUAUCCGCGAAGAGCUCUCUACAAAGUAUACCCAGAAGCCUCAGCUGAGCUGCAGUCACCCAAUUGACACCAAUAUCCUCUACGUUAUGUAA
Talaromyces rugulosus is the source of this 1335-nucleotide messenger RNA. RefSeq lists its product as uncharacterized. Lineage: Eukaryota; Fungi; Ascomycota; Eurotiomycetes; Eurotiales; Trichocomaceae. The coding region runs from base 1 to 1335 and encodes 444 amino acids. The transcript is spliced from 6 exons. The record is from RefSeq and is a predicted model, not a curated record. Gene Ontology annotation, molecular function: cysteine-type endopeptidase activity. Gene Ontology annotation, biological process: proteolysis.